Molecule: messenger RNA, 2625 nt
Organism: Volvox carteri f. nagariensis
Lineage: Eukaryota; Viridiplantae; Chlorophyta; Chlorophyceae; Chlamydomonadales; Volvocaceae
Exons: 10
Coding region: 1-2625 (874 amino acids)
Biological process (GO): transmembrane transport
Source: RefSeq, a predicted model, not a curated record
AUGGCUUCUAAAACAAGCCGUUUCGUCGUGCACAGCCCCUGCCCCUGUUUUGAACCGUUUAUCGAUGCCGAUGUUUCUGCGCUACGGGAUACUUGCGUUGUCAAGCCGCGUAUGAGCUUUACGUCUGAGAGCAUGGCUUGGCGCCUGGAUCCUCCACAGCAAGCAAGCAGCACCUGGCAGCAAAAUUACAUUCUUGUUAACGCAUCGUGGCCCACAUCACAUUUGACUGAUCGCCCACGGCCUCGCAAAUGGAAGUUAUGGAACACCAGCUGGGUUGGCCGGCGGCCAGUGGAACGGGCGUGCCGAUGGGUUCAAUUUCCCGAUGGGGUGUCCGAUAGCGGCAUGCUGGAGUCAUCGGAUAAUGCUAGCGUUGCCAGCCAGCCGACAGGCCCACAAAUUCGAGGACCCCUGCUGUACGACGUUGUCGAGCGUCCACUCGAGCAGGGAACCCCUAUCCCCGCUACCAGCGGCCAAGGUUCAAAUGUCCGCUGUACAGGCAGCGGGCUUCAGCGGCAGGCCCUGCUGCAGCUUCUCGGCCCAUCCACAAGUAUGUGCCACAUUACAGGUCGCUCGUUGGUUACCCAUGCCGUGGGGCUCGCCGCAAUGCGCUUGCCAUCAUGGCAGCAAUCAGCGGACCACGCCUCCGUGGCUUAUUUGGCUCAGGCGGCCAUGAGCCAUCCCUGGCCAGCCUCCAAACGUUGUGACAGCAACGACGGGGCUGUGGGCCCACUCAACAUGGCGGAAGCGUCGUCCGCAGCGGCAACGAAGCGGUCCUCUUCCUCCAUGAAAGAACUUCAUGCCGCCUGCCUGGCAUCCGUUGCAGCUGCCCUGGUGCACCUGCCACGGGUAACAACUCAAGUCUGGGGUGAACACGGCCUGGCACUGCCAUGCGGCUCCUUCCAGUCUUGGAAGCCGACCGCGCCCUCUAACGCCGGCUCGGGCGAAGCGCCACCCUUGCAACCUUCCCAGCUUCAGCAGCAGCAUAAGUACCAGACGUAUGUGACGAGGCCGACGGCCGCAGGGCCAGCGAACCAGGCAGACGCGGACACGCCGUUUAUGCCCUCUAUUAGCCGCCGGAAUGUUUGUCAGGAGGGCCCCUCUUUGUCGCCUGCGUCGCUUACUUUCGCCGCCGGGCCGGGAGGCGCUGCUGCAGGCGCAUACCCGGCAUCGACCUCCACCGAGGCCUCCAUGGGCCUCCUCUACACGGUUGACAGGAAAGAUUCGUGCUACAGCAGCUCUGCAUUUAGCUGCAGGUGCAGCAGUAAUCCGGCCAUCGGCACACAUGAUCGUGACACGGGAGGGGACGCGGACCGGAGAGGCUCGCCGGCGCCACCCCAAAUGGCGGCUGAAGCUAUGUCCGCACAACCGGGUCGGCAGACAGCGGGUCGGGACGAUGCGGAGGCACAGGAGGAGGGUGCGGCGGAGCAGCAGGCAGAGCGACCAAAAGUAUUUGGCAACCCGAUUAGGUACUGCAAGCUGCUGUUCGCUGGCGCCAUGAGCGCCGUGGUGUCCCGCACAUGUGUGGCCCCCCUGGAGCGAGUCAAGAUGGACUUGUUGCUCAAGAACGGUACAGGGGACGCAUUCACCACAGCGGCACAGGUGCUGCGUACGGAGGGCAUUGCGGGGUUUUGGAAGGGCAACGCGCUCAACGUCCUCCGAACCGCCCCUUUCAAGGCUGUAAACUUCUUCUCGUUCGAUAUGUACCGUGCGGCCUUCCUGGCGCUUUCGGGGCGGGAGGAAAACUUUGAGCGCUUCCUGGCGGGUGCCUGCGCAGGCGUCACGGCUACGUUGGUGUGCUUCCCACUGGAUGUGGUGCGCACCCGACUGAUGGCCUCAGUGGCGGGGCCGCGCUACGGCUCCGGACCCUUCAGCACAUUGGCGGGAAUAUUGCGGAACGAGGGCGCCGCGGCGCUGUACUCAGAUGCUGGUCGGCGAGGGACCUUCAACGGGUUGAUUGCGAACUGGGGUUGCCUGCCAGCGGUGAUUGGGAUGGCGCCCGCUGGGGCCGUAUUCUACGGCGUGUACGACCUGCUGAAGCACAGACACCUGGAGAGCUUGUCGGCGGCAGGCGGUGGCAGCGUGGCCAACCCUGCCGCCGCUGCCAAUACGGCAGUGGGGGCGAGCAUGGCGACGGCGCAACAGCAACCUACGCUUGACCCGCUUUACACGCUGUUGUACGGAGCUAUGGCAGGUGCGGCUUCCGAGCUGAUUGUUUAUCCCCUGGAGGUGAUUCGACGGAAGAUGCAGCUGCAGAGCAUGGCGCUGGCAAACAUGCGGCAGGUCGGCGGCAUGCACCCGCAUCAUCACCAUCAUCACCACUUCGGUGCCACAGGAGGGGCGUCAGGGGCCUCAGGCGGCCGCCUGGCGGCUGCGGCGCAUCAUCACCACCACAAGCUACCGUACAACCUUGGGGCGCAGAAGAUGAUUGCAACUUUAUCGGCGGCGGCGGUGGCUAAAUCGCCAGGGUUGGCGCGGGUACUCGCGGCUGUCAUGGCGAUUCUGAGCACGGAUGGCCCACGCGGGUUUUAUAGUGGCCUGCUGCCCAACAUGCUGCAGGUACUUCCUAGUGCAGCACUCAGCUACUACACAUACGAUACGCUCAAGACGGUGUUGGGAGCCCAGUAG